This is a messenger RNA of Pocillopora damicornis (cauliflower coral), 2735 nucleotides long. RefSeq lists its product as uncharacterized. NCBI's taxonomy places the organism in Eukaryota, Metazoa, Cnidaria, Anthozoa, Scleractinia, Pocilloporidae. Gene Ontology annotation, biological process: regulation of transcription by RNA polymerase II; cell differentiation. Gene Ontology annotation, molecular function: DNA-binding transcription factor activity, RNA polymerase II-specific; sequence-specific DNA binding. The record is from RefSeq and is a predicted model, not a curated record. Gene Ontology annotation, cellular component: nucleus.
AAACGGACCCCAUUGUUAUUGUGUGCAAAUUUCAGAUAGAAAAUAUUGAUUGAAGUCAUCUAUUUUUGUUUGCUUACAAAUUCGACGCGGUUUUAGAAACCAAAACUCUUAAAAUAUUUCAGUUCAGUCAUCUCCGUAAAUUGACUAUCGGAGUGUAAAAAACGAGUUCUUCAGCGCCUGAAAUGAAUAAUCCUAACAUAAUCUCUCUCGGCUUCAGCGUGUCGCUUAGUCCAUGUUUCCUAAAUACUGGCCAAUCGAAGACCGGCAAACUAUAAUCAACAGCUGCGUACGUGCUUCGUUUCAUCAAACGCGGAAAUACAAAGAGAACCAUUUUUUGCAAACCACAAAAUUAUUCUUCACAAGCGGAGCGGAAAAUGGUGCUAAUUUUGUUGAUGUUUAAAACAUCUGAUGUGGUCGUGGCCGAGUAAAAAUUUUAAUAACUCCGACAACUAACGUAAACUUCCGGCACUCGGCUUCGUAUUAAUCACGUGACACGAUCCAAGGCGGAAGUACCGACUAGGAUAGACAGACGGUUCAACAGUUUCGCUUCUACAUGAAACCUCUGCUAUUUGGUGACCAAACGUUUACACGUUCUACACAAUCUCCCGGUUGAGUGCUUUCCGAGGUUGCUAAUCCUGAUCACGCUUCGGAGGAAAAUAUCGCAGUGAACUAUAUUGAAACCUGGUUUUUGGAGCAAUUUUGCUGAGACAAAAAAACAUUUAUGACACUGUCCUACAAUCUUGCAGUCAAGCUUCCUCUCCCAUUUGAGCAGCAAACUUAUUCGACUACUGAAAAUCACGCAGCGGCUCUGUCGUUAUUAAAGAUGGCUGACUCCGGUGUUUCAGAUUCUCUCCCCAAGAAACGCGGAACAUCCCGAAGUGCAGUCCAUUUGUGGGAAUUUUUAUUGGAGCUUUUGGCGGAUGAAAGAUACUCUUCGCUGAUAACGUGGACAAAACGUGAAAAAGGAGAGUUCAAACUUCGCAAUCAGGAAGAAGUUGCGAAGCGCUGGGGGGAACUGAAACAACGACCAGGAAUGAAUUAUGACAAACUAAGCCGGGCCCUUAGAUAUUAUUAUCAAAAAAAUAUCAUCAGAAAGGUCAGUGGUCAGCGGUUAGUCUACAAAUUUGUAGAUCUCCCUUACAAUUAUAAGCCAAUCAAAAAUCUUUACGACAGUGGGAUUCUGGAGAAGGAGGACCAAUCAAAAACUACAGAGAAGCACGAGAAGACUUCUUCCACGCGAGAAGUGUUCCAAGUAAUUUCUUAUCCAAACUACCUGAGCACCCCAAAUAUCCCAGACCUCAAAGACCCACAAGAGCCAAUCAGAAGUAAGCAUGAUCUUCACGUGCCAUCUGUUUCUGCACGAAACGAAUGUUACUUCAGUGAGGCGAGUCAUGGAAUAAGGCACAUUUCAGUGCCUGUUAUCAUGAAAUGUGGUCAUCCAACAGCUCUACCACAAAAGGUGAUCCCGGCCGAUGGCCAAGCGAUGGCAUAAAACUUUUAGUCGAGUUUAGCUCGCCAUAGUAGUGCAGUUUGUUAUAAACCGUACGGAUAAUCAUGUAAGUGUCACGCAGUCUUUCAUAAAUUUUGGAUAGAACAGAUGUAAAGCAAAAUUUGAGAAGACACGUGGGUUACGGUGCUCUUUUAAAAAGACUGAGUAAUACUGUUUUUUUUACAACAUUUAUUGAAUCAUUCCUUGCAGUUGUAAAAUUUUACAACAUUGAUUAAUUUAUACUACUCUAACUUGUAUAAUUUUCGAAGGUCCAGGUCUUUUAAAUUAGUGUUAAUUAUAUAAUAAGAUAAGAAAAGCGCAUAAUUUAGCGAAUGAGAUUUAGUAGGUGCAACGAGAUCAGGGAUCAAGUUUUACCUUGUGUUCUUUUCGUGUCUGGAAAAAUACAGCUGAACCCUUCAAACAGAGGAAAGAUUAUCAAACAAAUAUAAUAGGGGGAUCGACAUCCCUUUUGAUCAGAGUGUUCUCAAUUACUUCCUGUUACCUUAAGGAUAGUAAUAUAUUUGAAAAUUUCCUUAAAACACUCUGGUGACAUUUUGGGGUUUCUUUUAUAAAUUUCGCUGAUCAAAUGUGCCUUCUUUUAAGAUUCCCAACCCCCACCCCCUAACCAAUCUUUAGAAGUAGGUCAGUUCAGAACUAGUUUUCACUGAAGGAGUGGGGGAGGGAGGGGAGCCAAUGUGAGUUUGGGGAUCGAGAGAUUUUGUAAAAAGUAGAAAAUGUAAAAUAUUUUUAAGUGUUGACAGUCAACAUCUUAUCACUAUAAUGUGCUUUCGACUAGAUUGUAAAAAGUAGGCAAUUAUGGUACUCAGACCUUUGGUUUAUAAAAUAUUAUCUUUCAGAAUUCGUUAGAAAUAGACUUUUCUACAUGCCAUCUUAGUAUCAAAGAAGUAAAAAUUUACAUAACACAACCAAUUUUAUUUUUUUGUUGUUAUAUUGCAAAAGGAGAAUAUCUAAUUAGAUUAAUCGACAGAAAACAUUUCUUGAAGGAUAGGAUCUGAAUAGAUGUAAUAACGAACUCUAGAUGUACGGGUGAAUCAUUUCAAUUUUUAGAUAUCAACUGACACAUCUAAAGAAGUUGCGUCUAUUUCCCCACUUCCAAUUUUUUUAAAUUCAUAUAGUGACUCAUAAAAAGAAAUUAAUGGUUUAGCUGUCGAAAUAUGAAAAAGGUCUCGAAAACAGUAACUCCUAAAUACAAUAAAGAACUUUUUUCUAGCCAUGGUGAAUAAAA